This is a messenger RNA of Magallana angulata, 5905 nucleotides long. RefSeq lists its product as uncharacterized. Bases 1524 to 2315 code for a protein of 263 amino acids. The record is from RefSeq and is a predicted model, not a curated record. NCBI's taxonomy places the organism in Eukaryota, Metazoa, Mollusca, Bivalvia, Ostreida, Ostreidae. The transcript is spliced from 2 exons.
CUCGGUAAAUAUGUUGUGAAUGUUGUUAGGCGCUAUUUUUCUAUUAACUUUCCAUUUCUGGUCAUGACCAGAUUAUCACAUGAUGGAAGUUGGCACACGUGACAGUUGAGAAGAAUUUAAGGGUUUUGAAUUGGAAGAUGUAGAAAAAGCAUAUACUACUUAUGUUUAUCAUCUGCCUGCUUUGGAUGAUGCUGUUAAACAAGGAUCAAACCUCAAAGUGUCUGUUAUUGAAUCAGAAUCAGACCACGAGUCAGAAACUGAAAGUACCGGUAGUGACGAUGAUGAUAUUGUACUGGCAGAUUAUUAUCAUUGGAUAGACAAUAUACUAGACAUUCAGUGGACCACAGCCUGGACCUACACAAACACUUGGAGCCAAUGAAAACGAAUUGGAUUUCUUGAAUUUUUUGUUUUCUGAGAAAUUCUACUCAAAGAUUUCUGAGGAAACAAAUGUGUAUGCUCCACUCUGCAUCAGAGCUAAAGCUAAUCCUGUAUGGUAUAACACAACCUCCAAAGAAAUAUGUGAUUUCCUUGGAUGUUUAGUUGUUAUGGGGAUUAUUAGUGCACCUGCACAAGAUCUUUACUGUUCAAAAGACAAACUAUUUCAUUUGUCAUGCAUUGAAGGGAGGUUUACAAGAGGACAAGAUUUGAAAACAAUCAGAGGUUAAUGCUACACUAUAAAGAAUCCAUAAAGAAACCAGCCUUGGCACAAUUGUGACUUUUUUCAUAUUCAAACAGUAAUGGAGAUAAUUAGAUAAUUAAAUUUGUUUAAUUUAUUAUUCAUGUCUAUGUAAUGUUCUUCCAUUUGCGUGUUCUAUACAUGUGUCAUAAAACUACCCUGCCACUUUGUUACCGCCUGCAGUGCCUGUUGCUGACCGUAGUUGCUAUUUUUAGACCACCUGUCUUUGUUUAUUUGCCUCAGGGGGUCCUUUGUUUAUUGGGUUGGUCAGCAGCGCUAUAUCGGGAUACUGUGCGGUAAUAUUACGUAACCAUGGGUUGUUAGUUCCAUUGGGUCGCCUUGGCACUUUUUCUAUAUUUAAAAAGGGUCCCGAUGGAUCUUGGCAUGUUGGCAUGGCACCAACCAAUCAGAGGCCUUGAGAAUUCUAAAUUUGCGCCCACUUCCCUCUCUCUCUUCACUUUCUUAGAAUUAGUCGAAGGGCAAGGCCACGCCAUUUUCCUUAAAAUUUUCUCUGUUUCCUGUGAUAAUUAAACUUGCGUUCCUUCGACUAUAUAAUUUUAUUCAAUGCUAUUAGCAUGAUCGUUCACCAUGGCAGAAGAACGUUUUGUAAGGCAGUAUUUUGACAUUCCGCAGUGGUACGUUUUCGCGGAACAUGAAGUAACCAGACUUCACGCCAUUAUUCGUGAGAACAUGCCCAGCCAGAUUAUUUCGUGCAUCUUACUGGACUGCUUGGCUAUGUGCAACUCGUGUAUUUUUUGUGAUCCAGAGAUCAAUGUCCUUAUGACUUGUGGGGCCAUAUCGAGGCCGGCAAGAUCGUGUUAAAUAUACAAAACUAUUGACAGUGACGAUGACAGACCUAAUAUCCGCCGAUAUAGAGGAAGUCACGCAAUGGGCGGCCUCCAAAAAUCUUUCAGUAGACACUGUUAAAACACUUUUAGCGUAUAGAUACAAGUCAAUGGACGCCUUGGAGACUCUUACCCCUGAGGACACUUCGAAGGCGAAAAUCCCCGUGGGCCAAAUGAAACUUUUACUUACGGCAGUCCGCAACACGUUUCGUGCCAAGGACGCACCAUCUACUGUGGCCGCACAACAAACACCGAACACCACUGCCGAGACCGCCGCCGCUAACUCGACCCCAAACGACCUAGCUACCGCGGUGAACUCGGAGACAUGCGACGACGCUUUCGUACGCGUGGUGAUGGACCAGAUGAGGGCCAGCCAGGCGAACAUCGCCAAGUCCAUCGUACCGGAGCCCCUACUGAACCAGGAGCUGCCUCCAGAAAUUCAAGGUGGGUACUCUUGGCAAGAUCCCCAAGUUUAUUUAAAAUCAUUAAGUGCCAGCAGCAAUUCUACAUGUAGCAAUCAUUUAGAUAUUGUAGACUUUGUUAAUGUUGGAGGGGCACAUCAGUCUGAGAAAGUCAUGUCUGAUAAUUCUGGUUUUCAAAUCAUUUGUCGUAGCGGACCCAACAAACCAAAAUUAGAAAAUAGUGAUGUGCCAACAAGUGAAACUAGCGAGUGUGACAACAUCCAGCAUGACACGGCUUUUAACCGUGUUUCCACUGCAGCUGCAGGAUUACCAGCACAGGGCCGAGAAUGGAAGAGGAUGAGAUUUGGGUUUGCAGCGGAAUCCCUCCCCUAGUAGAGACAACUGCGCCAACAGAUUACCUCAGGGAAAAAGAAAACAUGAGGCAGUUGCUAAUGAAGCUGUUCAUGGUCUUGAUACCCACUGGGAAUAGCCAUAACAAAAAGCACCAUCACUUGACGAUUUGCAGAGCGAUAGACAACACAUACUUUUCCAGUGUGCAUAGAAAACGAGAAUUACCGCUGCGCCAAUUCAUUAAAGGAGAGGUAAUAAGAAAUCUCUAUUUUUGAAAAAGCCGCUGAGGGCUUUUCUGUUGCUGAGGACAGAGAUUUAUCUUAAUGCAUGAAAUAUGAGGGCUAUAAGUUCUUUUUGUCGCUGAGGACAACUUAGAGUUAAUGCAUGGAAAUUUAAAAGCCACUGAGGGCUGUAAGUAUAUUAACUUUUCUGUUGGUGAAGUUUUAAAGGCCACUGAGGGUAUACAGUUUGUUUCUAUUGCUGAGGACUGACGGGGGGAGUCAGAAAAAGACUGUUUAGAGAUGGCGGGGAAAAAAAACACAGAGGGAAACCUUAAAUGCUUGCUGCAUUUUGCGAUUAUUCAAGCCAACAAGUUUGGCCAACCAAAUGGUCAAAAUCUGGAGACCAUUGAAGAUCAGGUAUUCAUUUCAAGUGUAAUAGAUGUAUUAUAUGUAAAUGACAAUAAGAAUUAAUGAAUAUUAAUUUACCUUUGAUGCGUUAUGAAAUCAGACAAGAAGGAAAUAUCAAUAAUGAUAAAAAUAAAAAUUUAAAUGUAUGGAAAUAAGUCUUUCACGUUAUAAUUGUAGGAGAGCGAACCACAAGAGCCUCCAACGAAAAGAACAAAGACAUCAAGCCCUGAAAAGAUCUUACAGCUGGAAAAAAAGCCAGAGCAAAGAUGACAGAGAAGUAGAGAACGUUAAUGAAAAGGUGAGGAAGCCCUAGUGAGUUCUAUCUUAUCUUAGGGCAUUAGGGGGAAUUGAUGCUUCGGGUAGCAGGCUGAUAAGGCUAAUAGGGAGUAAAAAGUUAAUGUUUCCUGUCUUUUUGUACGAAAUAAUCGCCAGAGAAACUAACAAGUAUGCUGAUCAAGAAUAGGAAAAAAAUGGCGUCGAACAGAGAUGGCAAGUGACCACCCCUGAAGAAAUACGGGCCUAUAUAGCCAUACAGAUUGUUAUGGGCAUUAUUGUGGCCCCAAAUCAGGACAUGUAUUUAACAAAAGAUGAUCUGUUCCGACCAACAGGAAUAAAUGACAGAAUAAUGCGAGAUAGAAUGGACAAACUGAAAUAAUAUUUUCAUGUGGCAUACACAACACAAAAAUCCCCAAGAAGGCAACCUGGACAUGAUAAAUUGACUCAUGUAAGGCCAAUUAUUAAUAUAUUGCUGCACCAGACAAAGCAGGAAUACUCCCCUUAUAAAGAGAUGUCCGUGGAUGAGACAAUGGUUGCAUAUACUGGACGUAGGCCUCAAACAGUAUGUCCCCUUGAAGCCCACAAAAAGAGGGAUAAAAGUCUGGAUGAGGGCAGAUUCUAACAAUGGGUAUGUUAACGAGUAUCAAGUCUAUACAAGAAAAGAAAGCAAAAAUUUACCCAAGAAAUUAAAAACUUAAUUUAAAAAAAACCCACUGAGGGUGUUAAGUAUUAAAAUUUCAGUCACUUGUGCGCAAAUACAAAUAUGCAUGAACAAAUUAGCUGAUGGUGCUCUAUGUAAAGCAUUUGAGGGCUAUAAUUUUUUCCUUGUUGCUUGGGACCAAGGUUAAUAAAUCAAACUUUUUUGAAAUCGACAUUAAUGUUCCUGUAUUCAAUGGACCACAGCCUGGACCUACACAAACACUCGAAGCGGAUAAAAAUGAAAUAAAUUUCUUAAAUUUAUUGUUUUCUGAGGAGUUAUACUCGAAGAUAUCCGAGGUAACAAACGCUUAUGCUCAACUCUGCAUCAGGGCUAAAGCAAAUCCUGGAUGGUACAACACAAAGGUUGAAGAAAUAUGUGCUUUUCAUGGAUGUUUAGUCGUAAUUGGGAUUAUUAGUGCACCUGCACAAGAUCUCUAUUGGUCAAAGGACAAACUGUUUCAUUUGUCAUGUAUUGAAGAAAGGUUCACAAGAACAAGAUUCGAAAAUAUUCAAAGGUAUUUUCAGGCCGACACCACACAAAAUCCACCAAAGAACCAGCCUGGGCAUGACAAACUUGUUCAUGUACGAACAAUAAUGGAAACAAUCAGAGAAAAUUUCAAACGACAAUACAAUGCACACAAAGAGGUUUCAAUUGAUGAGGCCAUGAUUGGAUUCUCAGGCUGGCUUGGUUUCAAGCGGUAUGUUCCACUGAAACCUACCCAGCGUGGAAUAAAAGUGUGGGUUCGUGCUGAUCCACACAAUGGAUUUAUGAACGACUUUCAAGUCUACACUGGAAAGGAAGGAAAUGUUCCAGAGGCUAACUUAGGUGGCAGAGUUGUCCUGGACCUGUAUUGUGUAUUGUGACAGUUAUUUCUCAUCCCCUGAUCUGUUUUUGAAGCUUUGGAAUGAAGGAACUGUUGCGUGUGGCACAGUAAAACCAAACAGGAAAGGAAUGCCAAAGGACUUGGACAAGAUUGAAUUAAAAAACCAAGGAGACCACAUCAUGAAACAGAAGGCAAACCUUGUGGUGAGUGUAUGGAGGGACAAGAGGAAACUGACAAUCCUGUCAACUAACACCAAUCAGAGUAACCAAGAGGUACAAAGAAAACAGAAAGAUAGGACCGUGAAGAAUGUAAUGUGUCCAAUGUCAGUCAAGCUUUAUAAUGCUUACAUGAAUGGUGUAGACCAUGCUGAUCAGCUUAGGUCCACAUACAACAUUGCAAGGAAAAGCCUUAAGUGGUGGAAGUACCUGUUCCAGUACGAUGUGUGUUGUAAAUUCGUUCAUCUUGAUGUGCGAGUCCCCAAAUCAUGGCCUGAGGACCAAAAACAACAGGGUGAGGACCAGAACUCAACUGGAGUUUAGAAUGAAGCUAGCCCAUCAGCUGAUAGGACUUUUUUCUAUGAAAAGGAAAAGGAAAUCUGAAUUCAAUGUUGAGCAUGGGAUGGAACAUCACUGGCCAAGCACCGUGCCGAAGAAGAGGAGGUGUGAACAAUGCACAAAAUCUGGUGUUAGACGAGAACCAUUGAUUGGAUGUUCCCAGUGUGAUGUCAACCUAUGCAAUGACUGCUUCAAACCAUUUCAUUUGGAAAACUUUCCGGACAUUUAUGGACAAUAAACAAAGAAAUAUCAUUGUUUAUUAUGAUUUUGAGAAGUGUUUCCUUUUGUUUAUCUUUAUGGAAAUAAACAAUUUUUAAGGUAUGGUAAUAAAAGUUAUAUCUUUCGAAUCUGCAUUUAUUCUUCUUUGUUCCUUGAAAAUAUGAAAAACAGAUGUGAAUAAUUAAUGAAGCAGUGGCUGUUUAUCUAUUGUCUGCUCACCGCUCAUCAGCAGCAGGGAUUCUGAUAAGAAUUUGCCUGUGGCACAAUGCUGCAAAAAGCGGCUGGGGCUGAAUGAGUUAGACAACCAAGAUAAAUGAGAAAUUUACAAUGAACAGACUCGAUAAACUGAACAAAUACUUUCAAGUUGCCGACACAUCACAGAGUCCAUCCCGUCGUCAACCAGGACACUAUAAACUUGCCCAUAUAAGACC